AUGCUUGAUCACAAACGUACGGCUACCGAUAUUGAUGAAUUCACUGCCGAUGCCCUGUCACAGAUGUUCAACGAGCUGGACUCCAGCGGCCAGGGUCAAUACAAAAUGGAGAUCGAGCCAGAGAUUAUAGAACGCGCAUCUAAAUAUUAUACCACAAUGGCAGCUAUAUGGGUGGAAGAUUGUAACUUGGUGGAUUACGUUAGCAUAGUUGAGGAACGUAAAGACUGUGACCGUUGGCUUCACAAAACAACUAAAGUACAUCUCAUGGAUACACUGUAUUCUGUUCUGAUUAAAUCGAGAGAAAAGGAGCUCUUAAACAAGCUUAAGGAGUUUGGAUCAGUGGUUGAUGAGGGUAACGAAGCGGGCUGUGUACAAAGUUAUGGGAGCAAAAUCAACUCACUUGAGGAUAUCCUAGCAUCCUGGCUCCAUUAUCAAGGCCUUCUAGAACGCUGCUUUUCGUAUAAAUCGCAAAAUGCCACAAUAGAGAAUGGAGAAUCGGAUGGCAUGGAUCAGUCGUCCACGGGGCUAAGCGCCGUGUCGGAUAACUGCUCAUCUUUGGUUGAUCGCUACGAGAUAGACCCCCAAAUCACCCAAGCGACUCGUUUAGGAUUCAAGUAUGUGAUAUCCCACCACGUCGAUUUUGUCAAAAAGCUCGUUGAUCAUUGGGAUAAUGUGCUAGUGUCGGGGAUCGACGUCGAUAAACGCUUGAGACAGUGUUGUGAUCUGUUGGAGCUUUCGGAAGAGAAUACGUGUUUCUCUCAGUGUUAUAAAUAUAAACUAGCAGCAAGACUACUGUAUGAGACAAGUUCUUUGCAGAAAGAGCAACUUUCUCUUUCUAUGCUAGAACCUUGUAUACCGUCGGAAGAAGCGGCGCAACUUCGUCGUAUGAUCAAGGAGGCGACCGAGGCUCGAUCAACCAAGGCCCACGACAAAAUCAAACUUAUAUCAAAGGCCAAUUGGCCUUCUUUAAGAGAAUUGGAAUUGGACAGCAGGAAAUUGAUAUGUGACCUUGUACAGGCUUCUGCAGUCUUACUUUUCACAGAAGACUCGAUGCCUGUAGAUGACCUUGCCAGUGGCCUGGGCGUUAACAAGGAUGCUGCGAUAUCUAUUAUAAAACCACUGGUGGAUAAGGGUGUCUUGCGUUUGGCGGUAUGUGAUCGACAUAAGAUGGUUACUGGUUGCAGGGUGAUGACACAGUGGAACUGA
This is a messenger RNA of Babesia sp. Xinjiang, 1206 nucleotides long. RefSeq lists its product as uncharacterized. Bases 1 to 1206 code for a protein of 401 amino acids. Gene Ontology annotation, biological process: ubiquitin-dependent protein catabolic process. Gene Ontology annotation, molecular function: ubiquitin protein ligase binding. NCBI's taxonomy places the organism in Eukaryota, Apicomplexa, Aconoidasida, Piroplasmida, Babesiidae. The transcript has 4 exons. The record is from RefSeq and is a predicted model, not a curated record.